Molecule: messenger RNA, 4962 nt
Organism: Fundulus heteroclitus (mummichog)
Lineage: Eukaryota; Metazoa; Chordata; Actinopteri; Cyprinodontiformes; Fundulidae
Gene: tap1
Product: transporter 1, ATP-binding cassette, sub-family B (MDR/TAP)
Exons: 13
Coding region: 161-2365 (734 amino acids)
Biological process (GO): transmembrane transport
Cellular component (GO): membrane
Molecular function (GO): ABC-type oligopeptide transporter activity; ATP binding; ATP hydrolysis activity
Source: RefSeq, a predicted model, not a curated record
GAGUUAAAGGAUGAUGCUUUUUAUUUCCUGCAUUGAAAAAUAAACUAUGCAGUAGCAGAUCGAAAAAAAGUCCAGUAGUUCUAUUAUAGCCCAUUUCAGGUGGCGUCCAUUGCUGAAGGGGACCCACGGGGGACUUUCCGGUGCAGAGAAUCCGCAAGUGAUGCAGAAAAUGAGCUACUUCUUCCCGCUGCUUUGCGUUGGCCUGGACGUGGGUGUGGUGCGCGCCAUCCGCCAGGCCCAGCUCUCACCUCUCCUCCUCCACCAUCCGUUCAUCACCCUGUGGGGGGGAGCUCUGACCCGGGCCUUGGUCCUGGUUUUUCUUGCCUUAUCUUACCCCGGAGGAGUCCCGUGGGCGAGAAGCUUUGAGGGGCUUCAAAGCGUUGGCGUGCUUUGCUUCCACUUCCCGGUGUUCACCACUCUCCUCUGGUGGCUGGGGCAGUCCACUGUGGGGGAACUGUGGGGAUGGCACUCCUGGGAACGGGUGUUACAGGGUUAUGCAGUGACCGCGGUGGGCUGGCUCUACUGGAGUCGAUACGUUUCAUCGUUUGUGACCAGCGCUCCGUCUAAGAAGAAGGCGGAGAAGCCCGGACCGGACAGCCGAGCCGCUCUGAAGAGGCUGAUGGGAUACAUGCUGCCGUAUACGAGGCGCUUCAUCGUGGUGUUGGCUCUAGUUGUUCUCUCAUCUUAUGGUGAGAUGGCUAUUCCCCAGUACACCGGUCGUAUGGCAGACUGGAUCAUAAACGAAGAAGCACCAGAUGCCUUCUCCCAGGCCAUCACAAUCAUGACACUGCUGACUUUUGCCAGCGCUGUGUUCGAGUUUCUGUGCGACCUGACCUACAACGUGACGAUGAGCCUCAUUCACACCUCAGUGCAGGGAGCCGUUUUCCAGGCUGUGCUCAGACAGGAGAUCGCUUUCUUUGACGCCUCUCCCACAGGUGAGCUGGUGUCCCGUAUCACCACGGACACCAACGACAUGAGCGAGGCGCUGAGCGAGAAGCUGAGUCUGCUGAUGUGGUACACGGCUCGUUUCGGCUUCCUGCUCUUCUUCAUGGUGAGCCAGUCGUGGAAAAUGACCCUGCUCACCUGCAUGGGACUCCCCAUCAUCUGGGUCAUCCCCGAGCUCACCGGACAUUUCCACCAGACUAUUGCUGUGAAGGUGCAGGACUCUCUGGCAAAAGCCAACCAGGUAGCCACGGAGACCUUCUCCAACAUGAAGACCGUGAGGAGUUUCGCCAACGAGGACGGUGAGACGGAGAAGUACAGGCGGCGGCUGGACGAAACGUACUCUCUCAACAAGCAGGAGGCGGUAGCUUACGCCGCGUCUACCUGGGCCAACAGCAUGACCACUUUGGCCUUGAAGGUGUGUAUUUUGUACUACGGUGGGACGCUGGUGACCCGGGGGGCUGUUAGCAGCGGAGACCUGGUCUCUUUUGUUCUCUACGAGCUUCAGUUUGCUUCCGCUGUUGAGGCUGUCAUGCGCUACUACCCAGAGGUAAAAAAAGCAAUCGGCGCCUCCGAGAAGAUUUUCGAAUAUCUCGAUAGGAAACCUCAAAUACCUCCUCCGGGCAGUUUGGCUCCUGAGAAUCUUAAAGGACACGUUGAGUUUAAAAAUGUUCGGUUUUCUUAUUCUGGGAAGACAGAUGACAACAGUGUUGUACUUAAGGAUGUGUCUCUGGAGGUAGUGCCGGGCAAAAUCACUGCCCUAGUGGGGCUUAACAGAUCAGGGAAGACAACCUGUGUCAAGCUACUUGAGAGGUUUUAUCAGCCACAAUCUGGGGAAAUCCUGCUGGACGGGAAACCACUGAAAGACUACAAGGACCAGUACCUACAUGAAAAGAUGGCUGUGGUGAGCCAGGACUGCGUGCUGUUUGCCCGCUCCGUCCGGGAGAACAUCAAGUACGGCUGCGAGGGCGCCUCAGACGAGGACAUGUACAGAGCUGCUAAGCAGGCUAGCGCCCACAAGUUCAUCUCUGAGCUUUCAAAAGGAUACGACACAGAUGCCGGGGAGAAGGGCGGUCAAGUGUCUGGAGGUCAAAAGCAACGCAUUGCCAUCGCCAGGGCUUUAAUCAGAAAACCAAAAAUCCUGAUCCUGGACAACGCCACCAGUGAUUUGGACACAGAAAAUGAAUACCAGGUCCGUGAAGCUCUGAUGAUGCUGGCAGAGGACUGCUCUGUGCUGAUGAUUUCCAAUAAGAUGAGUGUUGCAAAGACAGCCACUCAUGUCGUUGUUCUCAACAACGGGACAGUGGAGGAGGAAGGCAGUCACGAUGAACUAAUGGCGAAAGGUGGCCUUUAUGCAGAAAUGGUAAAGAAACAGGAAGAGGGCUUCAAACGUCCAAAUGACGAGAGCAAUGACGAGCAGUGACCGCUUUGAGUGUUUGGAAGAUCAGAAAGUCGGAUGGUUAUUUGAAGCUUGGGUGAAAACAUAAGCCAAACCUUCAUUGGUACGAAUACUCUUAAUAGGAGGCGACAUUUUUUGCUGCAGCUGAUUGCUUGAGUUUGACCCAGGAAGACAAUUGUACCUUGAAAGUGAGGAAAACUCAACCUGUAAUAAAAGGUUUUGCAUUGCCAACAUGUUAAAACCUCGCUUUGCACAUUUUAACAUAGGAGUCUGUCAAGAAGUUCUUCUGGUUGAAAAAGGAGACCUUAAGCUCCAUAUCUGGUUCACAAAAGCCACAAAAACAUUAAAAAUCAGUUUAUUCAGUUUGUUAUUAUUGUCACUUCACCCAAUUCUAGGCCCUGCUGAAAAGCUUUUAUAUGGCUGUAAAGAAACACACCUAUUGUGUCCUAAAAUGUGAAAUUUAUUUAUUCUGUACAGAAGAUUAAGGCUCCAACAAUAAUAAAUGGUCUGUUAAUCAGUAUAAAACACACCAUGCUUUUAUUUAUGUUUAUGAGAAAUAGCACAAGAGAAAGAAUAGGUUCUUGAUUGAUUUGGAUUUCACACUGAAACUAGCUGGGCAUGUUCCUGAGGUUGGGACUGUGUAGCUUCACUCCAAGUCUGAGAAAUUACAUAUCACACGCUUUUAUUCUUUCCCUUUGCAACAUCCUUUGAAAAAGAUUUUUUCUUUGUUUCAUCUGAGGCACAAAAAACUUGAGUACAUUACUUUGAUAAUAUUUAAAAGAAAAAUGUCAUAAUAAAUGAUUUAGCCUAAACUUUUGGGAAACUGGAUUGAUAAAUAUGAACUAAAUGCAUAUCCUGUGUGUCCAAGAAUAUACCACCUGAUAUUUUCUGCUAAUCCACAACAGCAGCAUCUGGUCAGCAGCAGCCGGCUCACCAAAACACGGUCCCCAGUGAUUAAACCCGUUCUGUUCAGAAGCAAGGACACUAGUAAUAACAAUGUCCACAGCUGAUGUCCAAAACACCUUUAAUAUGAUGAGUCCAAUGUGUGAUUAAGUCAAGAACUCAGGUGUUUCAGUCGGGAAAAGCAUUGCGUGCGUUCCGGAUAUAAAUUCCUACAUACGUUGUUGUAACUGGAUUUGUCUGUGACAGCCAGUAAGCCUGCUUACUCUGUUGCGUUACAUUUGCUUUGUGGUGUCAGUCUUUGCGAUUGUAAUCUUGAAAAUACCACAGUAAUUGUGUGGACUGUUUUGACUAGAUAUUUUCAUUUUAAAACGGGAAAGUAAAACUCAAACUCAUAUUACGUGUAGUGCAAAACAAAACCAAAUAAGACUAUGUUCAUCCCUGUAAUGCUACUAAAACUAAAAUAUAACCCUAGUUUUUAUCACUCGCAACACAGAUGAGGUCUCAUUUAGCUGGCAGUCUUGGGUCAGACUUAGCGUCCAAAACGGUAAACAUUAAAAGUAACAUAAUCAGACUUUUAAAUUGUUCCAUCAAACUUUUUUUUUUUUAUUACAUGGUACAGUAACAUGAAAAGCAGUGCAAACCUAUUCUAACAUAUGCAUUGACUGACACUUCUUAAAAAAACAAUAAAGGAAAAAAAAAAACAUUAUCAAGUUUUGUUGCAUUUUUUUAUAAAAUAUAUUUUUUUACUAAUCACCAAAAUGGCAAUAGUUGCAAAUAAAAGUACAGAUACGUUUUAUUCUUAGAGCACCUUUAACAGAUAAAAAUCAUUUUGUGUUACAUAAUGAUCAAAACAUGGCAUUUAUGAUUCAGCUCUAAUCAUCACAUUGGACAUAGUCCCCUAGAGCUGACCAGCAAUGUGGAAAUAUUACUCAUCAGUAAAAUGAUCUGAGCAAUAAUCUUGUUUAGUUGGGUUGCCAUCCAAAAUCCUGCUUCAAAAUCACCCUCACAACCACUUCAGAUGGAAAAGUGCCCUUUAUCAGUGCAAAUACAGUAAUUUGCGAUACCAACAAACUCCUGUGUAAAGAAUAAAAAAGACACUAAAAGUGACCUUUUAAAAUGUUUUUAGUGUAGUAAAAUAAUUCUGUUUCUAUAAGAAAUCUCAUUUGCUUCAGAUUGUAACAAAACAAAUUCAAAAGCUUGUUUUUGUUUUUGUUUUUUUGCGUUAAUUGAUUUGGUUUGUCCUUUCUGUAUUCUGUAUUCUUAAUAUGUAACAUCUAUGUUUGCUUGUUUUGUUUUUUUGACCUGUUUUUUCUUAUUGGAAAUGUUCUGAUUUCUUUGUGAAAUAAUUUUUGAGUGGAACAGACUAAUAAUAAACUGUUUUGUGGAAUAUGUUUUAGUUUUUUGAGAUUUCUGCUUGACAGAAAAAACGUUUUUGUAUGUUUUUAUAACUUUCAUUUGCUGUUUAAAACCCCAAUAUCACAAAUAGAAUUACAAUACCACCCCCUGUCCCUAUUAGCCAAGCUAAAAACAACUAAGUCAAUUAUGAAAGCAAGCUCAAAUUCUUGAUUUUUUUUUUUUUUUUUUUUUUUUUUUACUUGCUGUAAAUUGUUUUUUGGCUUCAACAGAAUUUUUAUUUAUUCUUACAAUUUUACACUUUUGUGGUCAUUUCCAAAUGUCCCAUAGAUUUGGUAGCAAAUAAAAAGUAUUUUAAGAGUCAA